UAGCCAUGUUACCUCAUGGGAAAGUAAUUCAUCCCCCGCGAAAUGCCUUUUGGGAAGUGUAGUUUAUUCCCUUCCGCUCCUCUUCCCAGGCUUCUUUGCCGUUUCCGUUGUCUGUUCGCCGGUAGCCAUGCCCGGGGGUAGGGGUGGGAAGCCCCGCGAGGCCGCGAACCAGGCUGUAGCGAGUGUGGCUGAAUCGGUGACAGAGCGAGUUCUGCGAGAGGCCCACUGUCUUUAUGUGCAUCCGGGUCAUGGUCUGGUGUCAAUUGGGGGGCGCCUGGGCCUGACCCUACUCCCACCACGCCGCAAAGUGACUGUCAUGGUGAUGGGUAACCACAGUGCUGGCAAGAGCAGCUUCAUCAACUGGUACGUUGAAGAGCACAUCCAACGGACUGGCGUAGCUAUUGAGACUCAGGGCUUCACUUUUAUCACUAGUGGAAGGAAGCGAGAAUCUCUCACGGGUAAUGCUACACUCCAUCUCUACCCCCAUUUCCAGGCCUUGCAGAGCUUCAAAGGUGUGCCAGAGUACCUGAGCACUGAGAUCUGUACCUCUAAGCAAAAGCAGUUCCCCCUGGUCACUUUCCUUGACACGCCUGGCUUGGUGGAUGGAGACAUGAAAUACCCUUUUGAUGUGGAAGCCACACUUAUCUGGUUUGGCCAGCUCUGCGACCUCAUCCUGGUCUUCUUUGAUCCCAUGGGGCAGGCCCUUUGCAAGCGCACUCUCAACAUUGUGGAGAAGCUCAAUGAGGGGCACGGGGACAAACUGCAUUUCUACCUCAGCAAGGCCGAUGAGGCAGGUGCUGAGGGCGACAGACAGAGAGUGCUGAUGCAAAUUGUCCAGGAACUCUGCAAGCGCCCAGGCCUCAAUAAGUGUGGGUUUGACAUGCCCACAAUCUACAUCCCCAACUCCAAUAAGCCAAGCCGGUGUGUUAAUCAGAUUGAGGAGAUCUGCCGAACCAUCGAGAAGACGAUUAGCCAGACAGUACAGCAUACCCUGAAUGCCUUGGAGCGGGACUGCCACCUCAUUGAUGACGCCACACAGCGUUUGCUAGAGGAGGACAAUGAGGCCAGAAGCAGCAACUUCCGUGCUCAUUUCCGGGGGGCGCUCUUUGGGACAGUCGGUUGCCUCCUGCCCGUCUUUCUCCUCCUGACCUUGCUAUUUGGCACAACAUUUGCUCGCCAACUCUGGACUCUGGUAUUAGGAGAAGAGCAAAGCCAGGCACUGGAGCUUUAUGUGCGCCCAGUAGCUUCGGUGUGGAGUCUUGUCCCCGAAGAUCAGACUUUAACAGUAUUUUUUGGCCUUCUCUUCCUCUCGAUUCUGCUCCUGCUCUUGGCCAGCUAUACUUUCAGGACAAAGCCUACCCUCUCCAAAAAACAGAAGCGGCAGCUGGAAGACCGACGGGAUUAUGUGUUGGACGUGGUGCUAGAAAAAAAGAGACAGCUCUAUGAGGAAUACCUUCACCAAAGCAUUGGUGAGCAGGACCUCAGCUGAAACCUCCCCUCGUGGAUUCGAAGAGACUACCAGUCCCCUUCCAUGCCACACUGAAGUCCCUCCCCUCUGAGCCACUCCAGAGAACAGAGGUUGUAAUACAACUAUGAACCUUCUAAGGGGCCAGUUUUUUUAACCCCACUUCAACGGCUUCUAACCCAGUUGGCAUCUUUUCCGCAUAGGUCAAUUCCUUGUAUUUGAUUGGAUAGCAGUGACGACCUGCGAUCUUCUGAACUGUGAUUAAUCAUACCAGUGAUGUCACAUGUGGUAUGACAGUGAGGUACUUUUUAUGCUUCUGGCUAGGCUGGUACACUCCCUUCGGAUAGGAUGGUGCCUCUGGCCUUUUCCAUGGCCCCUGCCCAUAUGGCAGGGCAACAGCAACACUACCCAGCUACUUCUUGCACUCAUUGGACUAGAUCACUCUCCUAAAUAAUUGUACAGCCGUUCCACAAGUUUUGAAUUGACAAUGCUACAGGCUAGUAAUGGUUUUAUUGGCUACUAUCAAGAGCUUUGGGCAUCAUUUUCAGUAAGAUUGUACCACCUGCCUUCACGAUCCUAAUUAGUACUUUCCUCUUUUGGCAGUGCCUCAUCUCUUCCUCAUUGCCUGGCCCCCUACAGACUAUGACUGGCCAGUUCAUAUAUUGACCAGGCCUUGGUCCAUCCAGUGAGACAAGCAUAGUACAUUAGUGCUUGUCUUCCAUCUGUCUCUGUUAAAUGUCAACAUUUGAUGUCUUCGUCUGUGCUUUGGAGAGCAAUAUCUCAUACCUCUGAACCUCUGUGGAUGUUGUAAUUAGGGCUUGGAGGUGCCCUGCAUUUCACACUAUGAAGUGCCUUCAGCUGACACUAGCUGUUGAGUGGAAAGUGGGACAUUUUUGGCAAUACCACUAUUCUCUCUCAUUUAUUCUAGUCCUGUCUAUGUUGUUACUUAACACUGUGAAAUCUGCCCGGACCUGUGACUUUCUAUAACGUAUCCAGCAUCCAUUGUAGCAUACUGGGAGUCUUAUCCCUCUCAACCUCUGCUGCCAGUAAGUAAGUUGGGCUAGAAAGAGGGCUGCCUGAACUAAUUUCAGUCAUUUGGAUCCUUCGGCUGCAUUCAUUGAUUCUGAGAUAACUUCCAUUCUAUCUGAGCCUCAUGAAAUGGCUAAAUAUGGUGUCCAAGGAGAGACAGAUCUCCCCAGAUGCUUCAAGAUCCUCCACGUAGUGAGGCAACUGACAAUAGUUGCAGUUGGGUUAUAACUUCUCAAGUCCCAUCCCCAAAUUGGAUUGUGAUGGAGCUGCUCUGAUGGAACAGGGGUGUAAGCAUUUUCAGGGUUUUGAUCCACUUCAUACAAAAAGGAAAUAGCCCAUUUUAGUGGCAAGGCAUGAUACUCAUGCCAAUUACCAGCUUCAAGUUUCACAAAAGAUUUUAUUUGUUUCAGGAAAGGGGAGGAGCUAGCACUGAUAGAUGUGUAAUCGCUAAUCAGCUCACUUCGUUUUGGCUCCUCCUGCCCCCCCAGCUCUUUCUGUCUUUUGUUGGCAUGAACUGGUGCUAACAUGGUGAUGUGGCAGAGGUGGUUGUAGCCUGAAAUUUGUGUAAUAUACUUGCUAGAAGUUAUUUUAAGACUUGCUGGUAUGCAUCAUUGAUGGGGCUUCAAUAAAACAGAAGCCCCUCUUUCUGUAAUGUGCUCCAGAAAAUAUUACCAGUAAUUUGGGGGGGGGGAGUUGAAGCAUUUAAUAAAGCUCAUUGUAGAACUUGCCUUGGCUUCUUUUUUUCUAUCCAGAAGCUGCCUUUUUAAUGCAGCUGUGUAGCUCCUGUCUCUUCCUAGUAUUUAGUUUCUGUUUUUUUCUGAUGACUGCUGGCCCAGUUCAGAUGAAGGUCACAAAUAAACAGUUAAGCAUCUUUAUUUAGCAUAGAAAAUAACAUUGGUUUGGUGUGUGUGAUUUGAAUGUAUUGCCUUUCCUUCUGUCCCAUAACAUGCUUUCCCCAGACCUGCCCCACUACUGGUGCUUUCCAGAUCGCCAUGUAUGCAGUCUUAGUAUGAAUCGAUCUUACCCAUAAUAAUUCUUCCAAUUUUAGUACUCAGAGUACAUCACCAACCCAAUUCCCCCCAUCCCCAAAUUGAAAGAAGCAAAGGCUUUUUACACAUUAAUAAGAGCCACUAAUUUAAACAGGUGAAGGGUUCCCUCCACUAUUAUUGAAAUUUAUCUUAUUUGAUGCAUUUGUAUAUUGCCCUUCAUUUAAAAAAAUUAUGUCAAGGUAGUUUACCAUUUUAAAAUCCCAAACCCAAACUGAAAGGUUUGGCAAGUUUUUUUUUCCUGAGCCUAAGUAUGCAUCAUUCCGUUGGCCUUCAUGAUGUGUGAGCAAUGGCUGUUGCAGCAGUCUCUUCCUCACUAGUUUUUGGGGUGAGCUGCAGCCAUCUUGGCAGUCUUCACCUUCACUCUCAUUUGAUGCAAGUGGUUGACCUUGUUCCUCCCUCCUUCACACAAGAAACCACUGUGUUGCAUGGCGUUCUUCCAUCUCCGUGUCCACAUCGACAUUGCCAUUGUAUCCAGAACCUGAGUAAUGUGACAAAACUCAGAGCUGGGGGAAGAAAAAAGUGGGGUGAAAGCUUGUGAGCAGUGUUUCUAUAACUUCCUGCUAUGGGGCUGGGGGCUCUACUGUGUGUCA
Messenger RNA from Rhineura floridana, 4133 nucleotides. RefSeq lists its product as uncharacterized. The transcript is spliced from 12 exons. Gene Ontology annotation, molecular function: GTPase activity. The coding region runs from base 128 to 1489 and encodes 453 amino acids. Lineage: Eukaryota; Metazoa; Chordata; Lepidosauria; Squamata; Rhineuridae. The record is from RefSeq and is a predicted model, not a curated record.